Messenger RNA from Podospora pseudocomata, 891 nucleotides. RefSeq lists its product as uncharacterized. The coding region runs from base 1 to 891 and encodes 296 amino acids. The record is from RefSeq and is a predicted model, not a curated record. Lineage: Eukaryota; Fungi; Ascomycota; Sordariomycetes; Sordariales; Podosporaceae. The transcript has a single exon.
AUGGCUGCCGCUGUACUUUAUCUGAGAGAGUCUAUCGACCGCCCUGACUCGCGGGUGAGCUUCGCGCGGUCUGAAGCUUCCAGCCACUCAACCUAUCAUAGCUUUCAGGAUCUCGAUCUUCAGGAACCCGAGGUACCACCACCAGCACCCUCCAAUCCUACCUCGAGGCCGCCUGUUCGUUUGCCAGCUCCUACAUCUGUUCCCAUUACUCAUCAACGUCCACCGGUAGCUUGGGAGAUGCGGCGACAGGACUCGGGCUAUGAAUCAAUCACACCAGCCCGCAAGGAUUCAUUCCCAUCUCAUCACAAGGGAGCUUCGACAACAUCUUUGGCUUCAAACGGCCGGAAACGUGUCAGGCCUGCCACCCGGCGAUCUCCCAAGUCUGCGCCAGCUUCGCAACUGCAAAGAAGUAGCCGCAACUCUGUCUCACCCUCCCCCGAUUACCGACAAUCGGAGGAGGUUCAAGAAGAGGUUUCCUACUUUCACUUCCCACAGCCGGAAUUCACCUCGGAGCCGGCAUUGGACGAUACCAUCGGCUCUCACAACCCUCGUGAUUUCGCUACUGAAGGCAACUACACACACAAAUCUGAGGUUGCGGUCUAUCCACUCCCUCCACAGACGACGCAUUACUGGACAAGCGAUCAGACGCGACGACUUGAGUAUGCGGCCAUUGAUGCCGCGAGCAAGGGCGUUCGCGGCUGGGUUAUGCGUCAUGUCGUCCCAGAGUGCUUUGUGCCCCCAAGCAAGCGAAGGGUGGGGUUCGAGGACGACAGAGGCAGCGUGAUUCGGUACCGCCUUGACCUCGACACGGAGGAUGACGGCGAGGAGAAGGGGAACUCAGAUUCGAGAAAGGGGUGGAGGACUUGGUUAUUCAGUGUCCGGCGCCGUUGA